Molecule: messenger RNA, 591 nt
Organism: Guillardia theta CCMP2712
Lineage: Eukaryota; Cryptophyceae; Pyrenomonadales; Geminigeraceae
Exons: 3
Coding region: 1-591 (196 amino acids)
Source: RefSeq, a predicted model, not a curated record
AUGACCAUCAACACUUUCUGGCAAGGUGGAAACCAGAACUCUCCCUCCUCUUCCAUGUGGAAGGUCCCAAAUGCGGAAAGCAGGGGGAUCAGGUACAUACAGGGAAGGCCGUACAUGAGCGGGAAGCCAAAUGCUGAUCCCGACGCGGCUGCCCUGCGAAGACACUCUCUGAGCCCGUCUCCCUCCGUGGUCAUGCCGCCCAUCAGCCCUGAGUUCGGACAGAGGAGAGGCAGCCUGCUCUCGAGGUACGGCGUGCUCGGCAACAGCACACGGCCCAACACUGUGCCCGACCCGUUCAACCUGGAGACCUCCAAGAGGUCUCGCCGUCCCCUCUCGCGCCUGUCCCAGUAUCCGCCGGGCAAGGAGCCAGGAGUGAGCAUCCAGGAGCGGAUCAGAGCUCGAGAACUCAUGUCCAGCCCUCCUCCCAAGCCCGUGAACUGGAUGAUUGGAAGCGCCCAAGUCAUCGUCAAAGAUGUGCAGAAACCUUCACAAGCCCCGAAAGAGAGCGAGUUUGUUCGGCUUGCCAGGGCAAGAUCUCGAGGCAGCUUGUUCGAACGAAGCUUCGGCGGUAGCAAGCCUCUCGGAAUCUAA